UGCAAAAAAGGUGGUUCUACUCUCCGAUUUUUCGUCCGGGAAUUACUUGCCCAACUCCAGCCUUGGCCUCUAUUAUUAAUUAUGGUGGUCGCAACAGUGGCCGGCCAUGUCCGAUAUUCUUGACGUCACUCUGGGUUCCCAGCCAGAAAAGGAGCAUUCAAGCUGAAAUGCGAUUUUUGGGAGUUUUAAGGGCUUUUCGAAAAUCGCUUUUGAACGCACCUGCCUGCUGCUGCGUACAACGUGUAUGGAAUCGAUAAUAAGGCCGGCGGCCGGCCUGUGAAGGGAGACGUCAUGAUGCGCAGCGUCCGCUAAAAAUAAAAGGAAAUAAAAAUGUACGAACCUAUUAUCCUUCAGCUUCGUCUUUAUCCCCCGACCCCUCUGCUAAAACAUGGAAAGAUAAGGUCAAAGCUAAGGGUUCCGUAUGGGGCAAGUAUGCGAUGGAUAAAAGUGUCAAGGUCUCAGACAACUUGGGAGGAAAAGUGAACGGUUUAGCCGAAAGGAGGUUUGGCACUGAGGCCUUUUGGCCCGUGACGGGCGAUUUCCCCAAGGAGAUGGACAAAUGUGCAAGAAUUCUGAGGGCAUUCACAGUGGAUGGUGUCAUUACCGAAGAAAAGAAAGACGAGGAUGCCUCUGGGUCAAAAAAGAAGAAAGUCAUUCGCAAAAUUCCCCCGGCUGUCAUCGCUAAAGCAAAGGGUCUUGCCAUCUUCACCUCGAUGAGGUCAGGUAUUGCUCCAUUUGGAGGUGCAGGAGGUGCUGGCGUGGUGGUGGCCAAACUCCCUGACGGAACCUGGUCCGCCCCCGCAUCCAUCUCUCCUAAUAACCUCAGCACCGGGUUUUUAUUAGGCGUAGAUAUCUACGAUUGCGUGUUGGUCAUCAAUACUCAGAAAGCCCUUGAUUCUUUCAAGACCCAUAAGGCAACUAUUGGGGCAGAGCUUGGUGUCGCGGCGGGUCCCUAUGGGGCUGGUGCAGCAGUAGAGGCGGGGUUGGAAAAAGCUCCUCUGUUCAGCUAUGUGAGAAGCAGAGGAAUAUAUGCAGGUGUUGAGAUUGUAGGACAGGUGUUUGUCGAAAGAUACGACGAGAACGGCGCCAUGUACCAUUGGCCGGAUGUUAAGGCUGGGGAUAUUCUUAGCGGAAAGGUCAAGGUCCCAGUGGAAGCUGCCAGGCUACACAAAGCACUUAAGGAUGCGGAAUCGGGUAAGGCGCAGAAAGAAAAAGGCAGCGCUCUUGAUAUCGUGAUCCCCGAAGGCGCAACCGAGCUGGAACUCAACGACGGGGAGGUACUUAAGCUUCCCCCUACACCGGACCAAACGACGGGCGAUGAGCAAGAAUCUGACCCCGAAACAGAAAGAAUACUCUACCCUUCUCGUCCUGGGUCACAUAACCCUUCCUUCACUUCGAUUGACAAAAUAUCCCGAGAUUAUUCACCAACCUGCGGGGAGCCUACAGGUGAUGCCCACUCCCCAAAUCCCAGGCUAACAGUGCCUCCUCCUUUGCCUAGUCGCCACCCAAAACGCCCGUCACUGGAGAAAAAGCAAUCGUCCGCUUCCGAUUAUUCGGAAGCGGCCAACAACGCCCCUUCCACAUCAGCGCUUGAAGCCGAUGUCCCACCUUCUUAUGCUGAAGCCUAUGUCAAGGUUGCAACAGGGACAGAGUAUCCCGAGGAGAGGUGGGAAUCUUCCUUGGAUGAUACAAACAGGGAUCAAAUGAGUGCAGCGGAGAAGAAAGAAUGGGAGCAGUACCUCGCAGAUCAAAAAAGCCAGGGUGGCCAUUUGCCAUCAAGCCUGCAAGAUGGUACUGUCGAGGGAGAAUUAUCGGACAGGCUGCAAAACCAAGUGCUUGGCUCUGAUGAUAAAAAUACGGAUAGCUUGACAUAAUUGACUUGUAAAUGAGAUUUUAUUGUGAUUCUUGAUGUUCAAUUCACUGUCUUGACCAUCGAAGAUAUUCAUUCAUGUGUGAAUGGUUACAGCAGAUGCAUACAACAAAGAUGUAC
Molecule: messenger RNA, 1990 nt
Organism: Cryptococcus deneoformans JEC21
Lineage: Eukaryota; Fungi; Basidiomycota; Tremellomycetes; Tremellales; Cryptococcaceae
Product: actin filament organization-related protein, putative
Exons: 6
Coding region: 438-1874 (478 amino acids)
Molecular function (GO): phosphatidylinositol binding
Source: RefSeq, a predicted model, not a curated record